Messenger RNA from Coccidioides immitis RS, 576 nucleotides. RefSeq lists its product as uncharacterized. The record is from RefSeq and is a predicted model, not a curated record. NCBI's taxonomy places the organism in Eukaryota, Fungi, Ascomycota, Eurotiomycetes, Onygenales, Onygenaceae. The transcript is spliced from 3 exons. Bases 1 to 576 code for a protein of 191 amino acids.
AUGCCGAUCAAGUGGACUCCAGAAAAUGACCAAAUUCUUCUGUUGAAGAUUCUCGAAACUCACCAAUUGAGUGUGGAUACUAAAAAGGUGUCGGAAGCAUGGCCACAGGCGGACCCAAAUGCCAUUCCAACCCCUCGGGCAAUCACGGAGAGGCUCCACAGAAUCAAGAAAGCCUCUAAGGAAAACAUUGAAAGCCUUGCUGCCACUCCUAAAAAAGCUGCAACCUCGAAGAUCAAGACUCCCGACACUGCCCGCUCGCGUAAACGCAACAGCAUGGCUUUGGAGAGGCCUGUUCCGAAGCGCGUUAAGAACGAAGCCGAGUUAGACCUCCACGGGUCACCCGUUGCUACUAGCAAUAAAAAAAUUAAGGAGGAGGAGCAUGGCUCUACCAGCGAUAUUCCUUUGGAUGACUCGCCUGCAACUUACCAGUUUCCCCAGCGCGUGAGGACUGCCCGCCGCAUGCCUCUAGACUUGGUGGAUUAUCAUGAUGAGGAUACUGACCGUGAUGCCAAGUACGAAACGGACGUUAGUGAGUAUCUCGCGGAUAACUACAUAAAAACCGAAGAGUAUGCUUGA